CCCCUCUUUCUUCCAUAUACUCAUCUUCUCUAAAACCCCUACAUCUUUAUCUAUGUUUGUAUAUAUAACACACAUACAAACACACACCAAUUCUUAUUAGACCCCACAUUCUAAACACAAUCUUCCAACCCAAAUCUCACAAUUACAAAGAAAUGGGUCGUCAUGAUACAUACUUCUUCUGCCUAUCCAUAUUGUUACUUCACAACACAUUGACGAAUGUCGACGCCUUGGCAUGUAACUGGGGAACACAAGCGAGCCAUCCUAUUCCACCAAACAUUGUAGUAAAGCUCCUCAGGGACAACGGGUUCAACAAGGUUAAACUAUUUGAAGCUGACCCUGGUGCACUUAGAGCCCUUGGUAAAUCCGGUAUUCAAGUCAUGGUUGGUAUCCCCAACGAUCUCUUGGCUACUAUGGCGUCCACCGUUACCGCCGCCGAGCUUUGGGUUCAACAAAAUGUCUCUCAGUACAUCUCUAAAUAUGGUACCGACAUAAGACAUGUAGCCGUGGGGAACGAGCCAUUCUUAAAGACAUACAAGGACAGGUUCGUCCACUCAACAUACCCUGCGCUACAGAACGUUCAAGCAGCUCUAGUGAAAGCUGGUCUUGGUCGGAAAGUCAAAGUCACGGUGCCUCUUAACGCCGACGUCUACGAAUCCGGCGACGGUCUCCCUUCCUCCGGCGACUUCCGUUCCGACAUCAAAACACUAAUGGUCUCCAUCGUCCGGUUCCUUGCUGACUCCGUCUCGCCCAUUACUUUCAACAUCUACCCUUUCCUCUCUCUAAACGCCGACCCAAACUUCCCCCGCGAGUACGCCUUCUUCCCCGGCGGCGGCGGCGGAGGAGCUAAACCGGUCGUCGACGGAUCAAUCUCUUACACGAACGUCUUCGACGCGAACUUCGACACUCUUGUCUCGGCGCUGGAGAAAAACGGCUUCGACGCGAACAAGGUGGAGAUCAUCGUUGGAGAGGUCGGGUGGCCCACCGACGGCGAUGUAAACGCGACUCCGGCGAUGGCUCAGAGAUUCAACCAGGGCCUGCUCAACCGCAUCGUGAAAGGACAGGGAACGCCUCGCCGGAAAACGGCGCCGGAAGUUUACAUAUUCUCUCUAGUCGACGAGGACGUCAAGAGCGUCGAUCCGGGGAAGUUCGAGCGUCACUGGGGAAUAUUCUCUUACGACGGCGCCGUUAAGUACCCUCUCAGCCUCGGUAACGGACGUCAGUUAGUUCCCGCGAAGGGCGUUCGUUACCAGGCACGUGAGUGGUGCGUGCUCUCUCCUCAGGCGGCUGCGGGGAACAACGGUGGGGCGUGGACUUCGUCUGCUGAUUACGCUUGCCAGCUGGCGGAUUGCACUUCUCUUGGGCCAGGCUCAUCUUGCGCGGCCUUGGAUCCAGCCGCGAAUGCGUCUUACGCGUUUAAUAUGUAUUUUCAGAAGAUGGAUCAUCGACGUGGCUCUUGCGUGUUCGACAAUCUAGGGUUUGUUACUAAGGUUGAUCCGUCGCGUGGUUCGUGUAGGUUUCCUAUUGAGAUUGAUACGAGUAGGCACGAGACUUUGCGUCCGCCGCCGAGGAGUUCUGGUGCGAUGGAGAUGAAGUGGAGGACGGUGGCGGCGGCAGCGAUGGUGGCGGGAUGGGCGGUGUUUAAUUGAUUAUUGGGGCUUCUUGUCGUAAUUAUUUUUCAUUCUUUUUAUUACAUAUCUUUGUAACUACAACAGUCAAUAAAUGGACAUACAUUAUAACCAUAAUCUACGAUGUAUUAACAUACAGUGGCCACAUCACUAUUAUUGACGUGUGAG
Molecule: messenger RNA, 1793 nt
Organism: Brassica oleracea var. oleracea
Lineage: Eukaryota; Viridiplantae; Streptophyta; Magnoliopsida; Brassicales; Brassicaceae
Product: glucan endo-1,3-beta-glucosidase 5
Exons: 2
Coding region: 153-1646 (497 amino acids)
Biological process (GO): carbohydrate metabolic process
Cellular component (GO): plasma membrane
Molecular function (GO): hydrolase activity, hydrolyzing O-glycosyl compounds
Source: RefSeq, a predicted model, not a curated record